AUGGCGACCGCUGAGGAGACAGCAGCCACGACCGCGACCACGAAUGGCAUUUCACCAACACCGUCGCCUGCGCCAACGGAUCUCCCGCGUGUGCCCAUCCCGCCCCGCGGCGUCGACUACCGCGGCAAGCUGGUUCUGGCGCCCAUGGUGCGCUCGGGCGAGCUGCCCUCGCGCCUCCUCGCUCUCCAUUACGGCGCCGAUUUAGUAUGGGGCCCUGAAACGAUAGACCACGCCCUCAUCGGCGCCACGCGGCGCGUCAACCCGCGCACGGGCAUGAUCGAAUACACGCGGCAGCCGUCGCACUCGAACAGCCCGGCCUACGUCAACGCCAACGGCAACCCGGAAUCGGUCAUCUACCGGCUCGACCCGGUGCGCGAGAAGAACAAGCUGGUCUUCCAGCUGGGCACGUCCGACCCGGCGCGCGCGGUGGCCGCGGCGCGCUUCGUGGCGGCCGAUGUGGCGGGCAUCGACGUCAACGCGGGCUGCCCGAAGCCGUUCAGCGUGUCGGGCGGGAUGGGCGCGGCGCUGCUGCGCACACCGGAGAAGCUGGCGGGGAUCCUGGAGGCGCUGGCGCGCGAGAUCGCGCCGCAGUUCCAGAUCGGCAUCAGCGUCAAGAUCCGGCUGCUGGAGACGGCGGCCGAGACGGAGGCGCUCGUGUCGCGCCUGGUGCGCACGGGCAUCACGGGUCUGACGGUGCACUGCCGCACCACCCCGAUGCGCCCCCGCGAGCGGGCCAUCCGCGGCCAGCUGGCCAUGAUCGCGCGUGUCUGCCGCGAGGCUGGCGUCGCGUGCCUCAUGAACGGGGACGUGGAGUGCCGGGACCAGGCGGAGAAGCUCGUGAAGGAGUUCGGCACGGACGGGGCCAUGAUCGCGACCGCGGCGGAGAAGAACCCGAGCUGUUUCCGGACGGCGGAACAGGGCGGCCUGGCGAGCUGGCAGGAGACGGUGGAGAAGUAUUUGCGGUUUGCGAUGGAGGUGGAGAACAAGAUGGGGAACACCAAGUACCUGCUGACGCAGAUGGUUCCCGGGCGAGCGCCCGUGUACAAGCAGAUGCACCCGUGCAAGUCGUACAGCGACCUCGUGCAGCUGUUUGGGCAUGAUGAGCUGAAGGAGAUGGCCAGGGAGACGGAUAGGGUGCUGGGGCUGGGCGAGUUCGAGGUGAAGCCGGAGCCGAAGCAGAAGCAGAAAAACAAGCAGAAACAGGGCGGUGGCGACCAGGAGGCGUCUAAGAAGAGGAAGUGGGAGGAUGAGCAAGCGGAGGAGCAAUCUGCGAAGAGGGUAGCGGAGAUGCCCGAACCUGCGUCCGUCGCCGCGCCCGCUUCGGUUGCUGUGUAG
This is a messenger RNA of Chaetomium strumarium, 1335 nucleotides long. Its product is annotated as tRNA-dihydrouridine synthase-like protein. Gene Ontology annotation, cellular component: cytoplasm. NCBI's taxonomy places the organism in Eukaryota, Fungi, Ascomycota, Sordariomycetes, Sordariales, Chaetomiaceae. Gene Ontology annotation, molecular function: tRNA dihydrouridine synthase activity; flavin adenine dinucleotide binding. Gene Ontology annotation, biological process: tRNA dihydrouridine synthesis. The record is from RefSeq and is a predicted model, not a curated record. The coding region runs from base 1 to 1335 and encodes 444 amino acids. The transcript is spliced from 2 exons.